Molecule: messenger RNA, 9950 nt
Organism: Lepisosteus oculatus (spotted gar)
Lineage: Eukaryota; Metazoa; Chordata; Actinopteri; Semionotiformes; Lepisosteidae
Source: RefSeq, a predicted model, not a curated record
UCUCUCCCCCCCCCCCUCCGGCAUUCCAGCUUCUUCAGCUACCCCAGAGUAGAAACAGUGUCUAAAUUUUCCGGUGGCAUUUUUCGCUUCUCCCCCUCUCCCUCAAGUCUUUUUUUUUUUUUCCCCGUCUCGGUACUUGUCUCCGCUGCUACCGGGGGGGCUAGCGAGCAGUUCCGAGCGAGCGCCGGGCGCAGCGGAAACCCUUUUGUGGCGGAGGACGAAGUUGUGUUAUAAUGGGUGUAUUUGACAAUAGGAGAUUUGUUCCACAUCCUUCUAGCAGCUUAUACUGAGCAGUGGCACUGCACCUCAAUCCGCCUCCGUGUUCCCCCCGAGGACCUCGAUAGGAACAAGGAACUGAACAGCACAACUGAGAAACUGAAAAGAACAAACUAAAACUGCCAAGAUGUCGGGGGCUUCAGUGAAGGUAGCUGUGAGAGUACGACCCUUCAACUCCAGAGAAACCAGCAAGGAUUCAAAAUGCAUUAUUCAGAUGCAGGGCAACUCCACCACGAUUUUGAACCCCAAGAAUCCAAAGGAAUCCCCCAAAUCCUUCAGCUUUGACUACUCCUACUGGUCGCAUACCUCGAUAGAAGACCCCUGCUUCGCCUCGCAGUGUCGGGUGUACAAUGACAUCGGGAAGGAGAUGCUGCAGCACGCCUUCGAGGGCUACAAUGUCUGCAUCUUCGCCUACGGGCAGACCGGGGCCGGGAAGUCCUACACCAUGAUGGGGAAGCAGGAGGAAGGCCAGGAAGGGAUCAUCCCACAGCUCUGCGAGGAGCUCUUUGAGAAAAUCAAUGACAACAACAACGAGGAGAUAUCCUAUUCUGUAGAGGUCAGCUACAUGGAGAUCUACUGUGAGAGGGUGCGGGAUUUGCUCAACCCCAAGAACAAAGGCAACCUGCGGGUUCGGGAGCACCCCCUUCUCGGGCCCUACGUGGAAGACCUGUCCAAGCUGGCCGUCACCUCCUACACCGACAUCGCCGAUCUCAUGGACGCCGGGAACAAAGCCAGGACUGUGGCUGCAACCAACAUGAACGAGACGAGCAGCAGGUCUCACGCUGUCUUCACGAUUGUCUUCACUCAGAGGAAGCUUGACAGCGAAACCAACCUCUCCACAGAAAAGGUCAGCAAAAUCAGCCUGGUGGAUCUGGCAGGCAGCGAAAGAGCUGACUCCACAGGGGCUAAAGGGACGAGGUUAAAGGAGGGUGCAAAUAUCAACAAGUCUCUGACAACAUUAGGAAAAGUCAUCUCUGCCCUGGCUGAAGUUAGCAAAAAGAAGAAGAAAACCGAUUUCAUACCCUACAGAGACUCUGUAUUGACUUGGCUGCUCAGGGAGAAUUUAGGUGGUAAUUCCAGGACUGCUAUGGUGGCUGCUCUCAGUCCAGCGGACAUUAACUACGAUGAGACACUCAGCACGCUUAGAUAUGCAGAUCGGGCCAAACAGAUCAAGUGCAACGCCGUCAUCAACGAGGAUCCCAACGCCAAGCUGGUGCGCGAGCUGAAGGAUGAAGUCACUCGGCUGAAGGACCUCCUGCGCGCUCAGGGGCUGGGGGACAUUCUGGACACGCCCAUCGGUUCCCUGACAGCCUCCCCAUCCUCCAGCUCUCUCAGCAGUCAGACAGGCCUGCAGUCUGUCUCCAGCAUUCAGGAGCGCAUCAUGUCCACGCCAGGAGGAGAGGAGGCCAUCGAGAGGCUCAAGGAAUCGGAGAAGAUCAUUGCAGAGCUCAAUGAGACCUGGGAGGAGAAACUGAGGAAGACGGAAGCCAUCCGGAUGGAAAGGGAGGCACUCCUGGCGGAGAUGGGCGUGGCCAUACGCGAGGAUGGUGGGACACUGGGGGUCUUCUCGCCCAAAAAGACGCCGCACCUGGUUAACUUGAAUGAAGACCCUCUGAUGUCUGAAUGCCUGCUUUAUUAUAUCAAAGAUGGAAUUACAAGGGUCGGCCAGGCAGAUGCAGAGAGACGUCAGGACAUUGUCCUGAGUGGCGCCCACAUCAAAGAGGAGCACUGCAUCUUCCGGAGCGAGCGGAAUUCGAAUGGGGAUGUGAUUGUGCUGCUGGAGCCCUGCGAGGGGUCGGAGACCUAUGUCAACGGGAAGCGAGUCAGUUCGGCAGUGCAGUUGCGCUCAGGUAACCGGAUCAUCAUGGGAAAGAACCAUGUGUUCCGGUUCAACCACCCGGAGCAGGCGCGUGCCGAGAGGGAGAAGACUCCGUCCGCCGAGACGCCCUCGGAGCCCGUGGACUGGACCUUCGCCCAGAGGGAGCUGCUGGAGAAGCAGGGCAUCGACAUGAAGCAGGAGAUGGAGAAAAGACUUACGGAAAUGGAGAUCCUGUACAAAAAAGAGAAAGAAGAAGCAGAUCAGCUGCUUGAACAGCAGAGAUUGGUGUACGAGAGCAAGCUGCAGGCGCUGCAGAAGCAGGUGGAGACCCGCUCCCUGGCCGCGGAGACGCCCGAGGAAGAGGAGGAGGAGGAGGAGGAAGCGACCUGGACCCAGCAUGAGAUCGAGCUCGCACAGUGGGCCUUCAGGAAGUGGAAAUAUCACCAGUUCACGUCUCUCAGGGACCAGCUGUGGGGCAACGCAGUCUAUCUGAAGGAGGCCAACGCUAUCAGCGUCGAGCUGAAGAAGAAGGUGCAGUUCCAGUUCGUGCUGCUCACGGACACGCUGUACUCCCCGCUGCCCCCCGAGCUGCUGCCCCCCGAGCUGGAGAAGCAGCGGGACCCCUGGCCCUUCCCGCGCACGGUGGUGGCUGUGGAGGUGCAGGACCUGAAGAACGGGGCCACGCACUACUGGUCUCUGGAGAAGCUCAAGCAGCGGCUGGAGCAGAUGCGCGAGAUGUACGACCGCGCGGGCGAGAUGGCCUCGUCCGGCCAGGAGGACCCCGAGGGCGCACUCACGGGCAGCGACCCUUUCUACGAUCGCUUCCACUGGUUCAAACUCGUAGGGAGCUCCCCGAUCUUCCACGGCUGCGUGAACGAGCGCCUGGCGGAGCGCACCCCCUCCCCCACCUUCUCCACGGCCGACUCGGACAUCACCGAGCUGGCGGACGAGCGGCGGGACGAGAUGGAGGACUUCGACGACGACGAGGCCUUCGUGGACGACACGGGCUCCGACGCCGGCACGGAGGAGGGCUCCGACCUCUGCGGCGACGGCCAGGACCCCUUCUACGAUCGCUCCCCCUGGUUUAUUUUAGUGGGCAGAGCCUUCGUGUACCUGAGCAACCUGCUGUACCCAGUUCCGCUGGUCCACAGAGUGGCCAUUGUGACCGAGAAGGGGGAGGUGCGUGGGUUUCUGCGGGUUGGAGUCCAAGCUAUCGCAGCCGACGAGGAGGCGCCGGAUUAUGGUUCUGGGGUGCGGCAGUCGGGCACGGCGAAGAUCUCCUUUGACGACGAGUACUUCAAAACGACUGAUUUUUCCACAGUGGCCAUGACUCGCUCAGGGCUCUCCCUGGAGGAACUGCGCAUUGUGGAAGGUCAAGGUCAAAGUUCAGAGGUCAUCACACCUUCAGAAGAAAUCAACAGAAUAAAUGACAUCGAUCUCAAGCUGGGCAACGUGGACACCAAACUGACGCUGGAGGGCCUGUCGGAGAAGCUGGGGGGUCACUUGGAGGUCGGCAGCAUCUUCACCUUCCGCGUGACGGUCCUCCAGGCCAGCGGCAUCCUGCCCGAGUACGCAGACAUCUUCUGCCAGUUCAAUUUUCUGCACCGCCACGACGAGGCGUUCUCCACGGAGCCCCUGAAGAACACAGGCCGGGGCUCGCCCCUGGGCUUCUACCACGUGCAGAACAUUGCCGUGGAGGUGACUGAGUCAUUCAUAGAGUACAUCAAGACCAAGCCCAUAGUGUUUGAAGUCUUUGGCCACUACCAGCAACACCCACUGCAUCUUCAAGGCCAGGAUCUGAACAGUCCUCCACAGCCCUCACGGAAAUACUUUCCUCCUCCCAUGCCAUUGUCCAAGCCAGUACCGGCCACCAAGCUGAACACCAUCAGCAAGCCCAACCUCGGCCAGUGUGUGAGCAAGUAUGACCUGCUGGUGUGGUUCGAGAUCAGCGAGCUGGAGCCCACUGGGGAGUAAUUAUUUUUCAUCAAGAGCUUGUUUCCUUGUGAUCCAGGUCGCAUCAGGAACAAACCGGAAGUCGAUGACACUGCGGUUGAUGCUGUGCUGUCUCUAAACAUCAUUUCAGCCAAGAAUGUUAAGUCUUCUCACAGCUCCAACAGGACGUUCUACCGCUUUGAAGCAGUGUGGGACAGCUCCCUGCACAACUCUCUCCUCCUCAACCGAGUGACUCCGUACGGGGAGAAGAUUUACAUGACCCUGUCUGCGUACCUGGAGCUUGACCACUGCAUCCAGCCCGCGGUCAUCACCAAGGACGUGUGCAUGGUCUUCUACUCCCGGGACGCCAAAAUCUCCCCGCCGCGCUCGCUGAGGAGCCUGUUCGGGAGCGGCUACUCGAAGACGCCCGACUGUAACAGAGUCACGGGGAUCUACGAGCUGAGCUUGUGCAAAAUGGCGGACACGGGUAGCCCAGGUGAGUACUGGGAAAUUCCCCUGCCCCUUCCCAUGAGCCCCAGCUCUGCGGGCACAGUGUGUGCUCGGGCACCCCCAGUGUUUUUGAUCGUGUUAUUGUUAAAACAGGGAAUACAUUUUGAUGUGUUUGGAAGGAAAGGCCCGUUCUGCAAGUGCCUGUCUAGUUCUGAGUGCGCAGUAGCAGAAAGCGGUGUUCGUGGCCCGUGUGGUUUCGGUAGGUGGACUGCGAUGUUGUCUGUCUGGACCCUCGUGUCCUGUCCCGGUGCCUGGCCUCACCGCAGGCUCUCCCGGCAGGUGGAGAAGACCCGGCACCUGCUCCUGCUGCGCGAGAAGCUGAGCGAGACGGCGCCCAAGUCCCUGAGCGAGCCCGUCUCGCCCACCGCGAGCAGCGGCUCCCUCAGCACCUCCACCAGCAUCUCCUCCCAGAUCUCCACCGCCACCUUCGAGAGCGCCAUCACGCCCAGCGAGAGCAGCGGCUACGACUCGGCCGACAUCGAGAGCCUGGCGGACCGCGAGAAGGAGCUCGCCACCAAGUGCCUGCGCCUUCUGACCCACACCUUCAACCGAGAGUACAACCAGGUGUGCAACAGCAUCAGCGACUGCAAGCUGUCCGACAUCUCUCCCAUCGCUCGGGACCCCUCGGUCUCCAGCCUCAGCAGCGCCACCCUCACCCCCUCCUCCACUUGCCCCUCCCUCGCCGACUCCCGCUGCAGCUCUGUGGACCAGAAAACCCCAGAAGCUAACUCCCGGGCCUCCAGCCCCUCCUGUCCAGACUACGAGAACUUCCCCAUGGUGCCCACCCUGGAGACCCCCUACCUAGCGCGAGCUGGCAAGAACGAGUUCCUCAACCUGGUGCCUGACAUCGAGGAGAUGAGGCCGGGGUCUGUGGUAUCCAAGAAGGGGUACCUGAACUUCAUGGAGCCACGCUCCAACUCGUGGGUGAAGCACUUCGUGGUGGUGCGCCGGCCAUACGUCUUCAUCUACAACAGUGACAAGGACCCUGUGGAGAGAGGUGUCCUUAACCUGUCCACCGCCCAGGUCGAGUACAGUGAGGACCAGCAGGCCAUGUUAAAGACACCCAACACAUUUGCAGUGUGCACAAAACAUCGUGGGAUACUCCUACAGGCCAUCAAUGACAAAGAUAUGAAUGACUGGUUAUAUGCCUUUAACCCACUGCUAGCAGGAACGAUAAGGUCAAAGCUUGCGAGACGGCGUUCGGACCAGCUGAAGAAUUGAAAGGCCAUUGAUCUGGCCAGUGAAGAUACCAAGUGUUAACACUUAUUAAUCUUUGUGAUUCUUGACGGUUUUCUCUUGUAUGUGGAACAUGUGGCUUAACCCUCCUUUGAAGCAAUGUUUUAGUUACCGAAACCUUUCCUCCCCUGUCUAUCCUUGGCCUUCCUUAUCUUCCGUUUUUUUUUCUGUCAUCCCUAAACCUUCUACUAGUAGCAUGUUGUAAUACAGUCUAGUUGUGUGUGCACGAUUCUUCAGCAGUUUUCUCCUAUUCUUGAGUUUUAGUGUCUGUAAGGUUGUCCUUUUCAGUGUUAUCUGUCCGUCUCAAACAUUCUUGAUUCGUGCCUGCAUGGUAACCAUGGCUGUCCUCAGGGUAGGAGCAGGUCCUUUUCCAUAGCAAAUUAGAAAGCACCAUCAAAACUGAUCAUGGAAAGAAACUGAAGAAAGAGACCGUUUAUUGUGUACUUUCCUUAUGCCAGCAGUGCAGGGAUCUAAUGUACCUCUGUAUUCUAUACAUCAAGUGUAUUUUUAACAGAUAACUAUAGGGGUGGCUUCAAUUCUCCUGCUACAGCCUUCAAGGAAGGAAAAUGCCUCUCUGGUUAAAAACUAUCCAAAGCGGAUAAAGAUACAAGGACUAAGCCGAUUCUUGUUGUCAGCUCUGAUUUGUUUCCACGCUGGAGGGACAGUGUUGUCGGUAGACAGGACAGCGCAAGUUAGAGGCCAGACCGCAGGAGCUGCUCUCCGCUGGUACAGGACCCGGCUAUGUCCGGUCGCGGGGCGGUGGGACACUGUAACAGUCAGACCAGUUGCAGGUCAGCAAGCGAACAGCCACAGCAAACGCACUCAAACAUACUGUAGAAAUCAUUCGACAGCUUGUGCGUUAACCUGGUGCUGGAAUUAAAACAGCAGAAGGAGGCGAGGGACUAGAUUUUCUUAGGCCCCCUCGAGGGUGGCUGGUGCGAAUUCAACGUGAAAACGAAAUGGCUGACAGAAAAUAGCUCUCCGCUUUUCUUGCUGGGGUGCUGGAGAGAGGGGCUGCUGCAUCCUCCACAGGCCACAGAAUCUCCAUGCUGCAUUAUUCCACAUACCCUGAAGUACCCAGAGUCUCUGUGUUACCCACUGCUGUGCCCAUGACUAAGUUCUCGGACCUUCCAGUUACUGGGCAGUAACUCCACACUUCCUGCAAGUGGUAGCAGGGGGAUUUGGGAGGGUAGUAGCCAUACAGGCUGUGUAUACAAUGCAAGAAUGUCCUUUGUAUAUGUAAGCUUCAGAUUUAAUGUUUGUACCAGUGUUUAUAUAGUAAUUCUACAGCACCUGUUUGCGAGAAUUUCCUGCUUUGAUUGCAAGUUACUUUUCUUUGUCGAUAUUCCCGAGAGGUUUGGUUUAUGGUUCUACUCUUGUUUGAGGUGGCCAAAGGGACACUUGCAUUCGGAGUCUUUUCCGGCCUCUGAAGCUGCAGACACACUAGGAGGCUCUCGAUACCUGGAGCAAUGAAGUCUGAUCGGCUAAUAUCCUGGACCCUACAACCACAUUCGUAUGACUGGGGCGCCUUUUUGUUUUAAAUUGGAUUUUAGUUUUUGAGCACUUUCAUUUUAUCAUGUCCCUUCAGGCUUAUGAAAUGCACAGGAUAUCAGUACCCUGAGUCUCAGGCUUGCUUUUCUUUUGCAUGUCUAGUAAUAUGCAAUCAGACAUUGAAAUCCAGUAACCAGUCAUAGUGAUGGUAAGAUUUUGCACCCUUUAAAGUAUGUCCUUUGCGAUUUAAUCUGGCUUACAUUAUUUUCAGCCUUUUUUUUUUAUUUGGCCUCUUUGUUUUUGAUGGCCCUCUUAAGAAGCAAACAGGGUUAGAGUUAGGAGAUUCACAAUGAAGGAACACAGGAGUGCAUUUUGGGGGGGGUUUCUGCAGCUUUGCUAAUUACAAAGCAUCCACUUGUUGUUUUUUUUGUGUCUCACAAUGAAGAGAUGAUUUCCCCUCUCUUUCAUGUUUUAAGAUUCUUUGCACAUUUUACAAUGCCAGUACGACAUGUGUAGGACAGAAAGGGGUGAUCAGGCCCUGCUGCUGGAGAGUUCAGAGAAAGUCCAGCACAGUCGGUUCAUGAAGAAUCGGCUUAGUACUAACAGUACAAGCACUGAUGUUAGGAUCAUUUGGUCAGUACCAACGUAGAAUGAUAAGGAAGAAGCGUGAUGUUCAGAUUGUGUACUGCUGGAUUCUUCGGAGCAUACAAGAUGCAUCACAGAAAAUGAAGGGAAAAAUCAAAACUACUCUGAUCAAAUUGUUAUUUUUGUAUUCUUCUUAUUCUUUUCUUAUUAUUGAUGGACACCAGCAUGAAAGGCUUUGCUCUCUUUAAAUGACAAAUGUAAAGUCAACAGAUCCCUGGGUCCAAAACUCAUUCUGAAGUAUGAUAUUUAUUUAACAUGGUAUUUAUGUAAUAGUUGUCUUAGCUCCUCGACUUUCAUUACUGAUUAACUAUCCUUUAACAGAACGUGGCAUGCAAGCGCCAUUGUAUUGAGCCUGGUGCUCCUGUUCUUUAGCAUUAUGGUGCUGGGGGUUUGUGUCACUGAGAGUGCGAACUUAGAAGAAGCAGGGCUCUGGCCAGCCAACCAGCAGUACCUGCUGUUAAGAGUGAAUAUAGCCCAGUGGCUACAGACAGAUAGGAAGGGCAGGAGCAGUAAAGGCCAGUGCAUUUGUGCUCUUUCUUUUUGCACUAGUUCCAGCUACAACAAGCGACUGAUCCUUGAAGGUGUGUUUCUAACUCAUUCAGACUUGGGAUCGAAGCACUGAAGACCAUGUUUUCUGUUUGCACUCACAGAAGAUGUGUGAAAGUGAUGAAAAGGCUGCUGUGAUUCUGGGGCCAGGAAGCCUCUGGAAAAGUGAAGCAUAGCGUGUCUUGAAGCAUAACACUCAUGCCUUGCUGGCUGUUCUAGUGCAAAGACUUCAUGCUGGAAAUAAUUUUAAAAAUAAAAGUGCAUUUGACUAAAAUAAAUAAUCAUCACUUGUAUUUUAAAGUGGGUUUGCAUUCUAUGCACCCUUACUAAUGUUGGAAAAAUUCUAAUUUCUCUUCCCAUAGUACCCAGGUUUCCGAACGAGACGUGACUCGAGCUGGUUUAAAAGAGCAAAGGUUUUCAAACCUUCAUUUUUUGAGUUGCUGGGUUCCUAACCUACAGAGGAGCAAAUGGACUUUAACUGUAUUUAUUUUCAAUUGCAACGUGUAUAUAUUAGUCUGCAGCUUUUUGCACAACAUAAAACGAUACCAGACGUGUGGUCAAGUUUUGGCAUUUUAUCAAUAAUGGUCAUUCCACAAACUCUGCUUAUCAAUGAUACUUGAACAAAAUGAAGCAGUCUUGAUACAUACAGGAUGGGUCAGUGGAAUUGAUAAAGGGAAUAGGCUUACGUGUUUUGGGACAGGCACUAUAUGCUGCUGUGAGAGGAUGUUGAAUGUACUGUCAAUAAGUAACAUGUUGCCCACAUGCAUUGUUUUUCCAUUGUUUAAAAAGGACAGCAUUAUUGUAGUCCAGGAUUACUUUUCCAUCUGGAGCUGGUUUAUUGUUGUGCUUCCAUUUACAAGGAAAAGGUCAACUAGUUUCAAACAACUUGAUUUCUUUUAAGAGGUCAUUUAUUAGAAGAACUUAUAUGAUGUGUUUUGCGAUAGCCUAGUUCUAUACUAUAGGAUUAUGAUGUUGAAAGUGGGCCUAUAUUAGGUUUUUUAAUAGCUGGUAGUAACUUAAAAUAUUUAAAACUACACAUGGCUCAGGCCUACAAGAAACAGUUCAUUUUCACAUUUUCAGGGCAUUUAUACAUUAACACUCAUCUUAAAGCUUUUCAUCCAUUAAAGAAAGUAAACAACAUUGUUCUUAAACAACCCAAAAAACACAGUAUAUUAAACAAUUUCCCCUAGAAGAAGACUUUUCUUUGAAACUGAAGGUUGACAUUCCCUUUAACACUUUUAAGAAACCAUUAACACUGUAUAUUAAUUGUCAGAUUUGCUUCAUUUUCAUACUUAUUUUGUAAAUAUAUAUGUUGUAUGGAGCUUGAACUAAAAUGUAAAUAUAUUUCAUGUAUUUGUACUAAUUAUAACCCAUUUGCUGUAUAGCAUAGACGUGUAAUGCAGAUAUAUCUAAUUCUGUGUAUGGUAACCUUGCACCAUUGAACUGUUUAGUGAACAAGGUAACAAAUAAAGGUACAACCAGUGCAUUAGCAUAA